AUGACGGGUAGCGAAGAUCCUGCCACUGUCCUUGAACAGUUCAUGCAUGAUGCUGCAAAUCUUCCUGCGGAGAUCUGUCAUAUGAUGGAGGAGAUUCAAGCCAAAGAUCGAGAGGUGCAAAAGUACCAAAGCGCAAUCAACGCAAAAGACGGCAGUCUGCAAAAACAUCUCAAGUUGAAUGGCAGUUUGAAUGCUCAUCCGAAGGAGAAGGAGUACGCUGAUACUAUCCUCAAGAACUACGAUCUCUGUCAAGAAAUACAGAACCAAAAAAUCGCUUUAAGCGACAAGGCGUGUGUUCUGCUUGACCGCCAGGUCAAAUUGCUUGACAUGAAGAUACGAGAGCUACAAAAUGAUGGCCAACUUCUUGAUGGCCCACCUAUUCCGUCUAUCUUUAAUCGCAAAGCAGCUCAUCCUGAUUCAUCCCGGGGGUUCUUUGCCGAGGUGAACCCGCAAGCACAUCAGCCAUUGCAGACAACAUCUGGCAAUGCUACUGCUGGCAGCCUUCACUCAAACCUCACAGCGCAUCGAUUGAACCCACAGCAUCAUCUGUCGCCUUCUGUGCCAGCAUCUGCCUCACGGCUCUCACAACUCUCGGCCUCAGCCACUUCUCACUUUCACCCACGAAAUUCCGCCCCAACUACUCCCGCACCAGGCGCCCAUCAACUUCAGCAACAAGCCUCAUCUCAGCGACAGAGGGAAUCUUCUGCCGGAGCCAUUGACCACAAGAAGCGCCGCCUCAACCUUGGAGCCUUGCCCGCCCAAUCCUCUACCCUUCGGCAAUCAUCGCUCGGCCCUGGAACACCAAAGGCAGGCACACCGACCGGAGGAACUGGCAGAGCUGGAAGCGCUGGUCCAAGAUCAGCAGUAGGUCAAAGUGCUGCAGCAAAGAAAUCAGCCGGACUCGUCAAAAAGCUCGUACCUCACCAUCAGCAGAUCAGUAAACUGAAAGGAAAACCAUCAAAGCGCCUGGGCGGUACAAAGAGAAAGGGCAUGUCCCCAUCAGUCCGAUCUCGCAACAACACCGGAGACGAAGACGACUCCGUCCUUUCAUCCGCAGACCCAUCCGACACCGAUGCUUCCACCACGACCCGUUCUCGCCGUGGCACUGGCGCCCGUACCUCCACUACCAACAAAUCAGCCGCUUCUGAGGACGAAGAAGAUGUCGACGUCGAGAUGGGCGAAGGUGAGGAGGUGGAGGAAGAACAGGAAGACGAUCGGAAAUACUGUUUUUGUCAGCGAGUCAGCUUUGGAGAGAUGGUGGGUUGCGAGAACGACAAAUGUCCUUAUGAAUGGUUCCAUCUGGGCUGUGUUGGCCUGAAAGAAGCGCCGAAGGAUCAGGACGUUUGGUAUUGCCCUGAGUGUCGACCUAAAUUUACAGGAACGGGAAGAAAGUGA
This is a messenger RNA of Endocarpon pusillum Z07020, 1395 nucleotides long. RefSeq lists its product as uncharacterized. Gene Ontology annotation, biological process: regulation of DNA-templated transcription. The transcript has a single exon. NCBI's taxonomy places the organism in Eukaryota, Fungi, Ascomycota, Eurotiomycetes, Verrucariales, Verrucariaceae. The record is from RefSeq and is a predicted model, not a curated record. Gene Ontology annotation, cellular component: Rpd3L-Expanded complex; Rpd3L complex; nucleus. The coding region runs from base 1 to 1395 and encodes 464 amino acids.